Molecule: messenger RNA, 3385 nt
Organism: Odocoileus virginianus texanus
Lineage: Eukaryota; Metazoa; Chordata; Mammalia; Artiodactyla; Cervidae
Source: RefSeq, a predicted model, not a curated record
CUUGCUGUGGGGAGGAUAACAGGAGCGGCAGGUGAGGGGGAGCUGCAGGUGAUUCAGCCUGAGAGGUCAGUGUCAGUUGCAGCAGGAGAGACGGCCACUCUGCACUGCACCCUGACCUCCCUGAGGCCCGUGGGGCCCAUGAAGUGGUUCAGAGGAACUGGGCCAGGCCGGGAGUUAAUCUACAGUAGUAAAGAGGCCCCCUUCCCCAGAGUAACAGGUGUUUCAGAUGUCACAAAGAGAAACAACAUGGACUUUUCCAUCCGCAUCAGUAAUAUCACCCCGGCAGACACUGGUGUCUACUACUGUGUGAAGUUCCAGAAAGGAGAACAUGGUGACGUGGAGUUUAAGUCUGGACCAGGCACUCAUCUCACUGUGAGUGCCAAGUCAUCCCUGCCCAUGAUAUCCAGCCCUACAGUGAGGGCUACACCUGAGCAGACAGUGAGCUUCACUUGCAAAUCUCAUGGCUUCUCCCCCAGAAACAUCUCCCCUAAAUGGUUCAAAAAUGGCAAUGAGCUCUCAGCCUCCCAGACCAGUGUGGAUCCAGAGGGAGACAACAUUUCCUACAGCAUCUCCAGCACAACGAAGGUGCUGCUGGCCCCGGGGGAUGUUCACUCCCAGGUCAUCUGCAAGGUGGCCCAUGUCACCCUGCAGGGCCCUCCUCUCCACGGGACUGCCAACUUGUCUGAGACUAUCCCAGUUUUACCCACCCUGGAGCUUACUCAACACCCCAUGGGGAACCAGGUGAAUGUCAUUACCUGCCAGGUGAACAAGUUCUACCCCAGAGACCUGCAGCUGACCUGGUUGGAGAAUGGAAUCAUAUUCUGAGCAGAAGUGACCUUGGCCCUCAUAGAAAACAAGGAUGGAAACUUUAACUGGAUGAGCUGGCUCCUGGUGAACCCCUCUGCCCACGGGGAGGCUGUGGUGCUCACCUGCCAGGUGGAGCAUGACAGGCAGCCGGCAGUCACCAAAAACCAUACCCUGGAGGUCUCUGCUCCCCAGAAGGACCAGGGCACCCACAAACUCCCUGGCCCAGGACAGUCUUUGCCUCUCCUGGUAGUUUCCCUCCUAGGCCCCAAGGUGCUGUUAUUGGUUGGCGUCUCCAUCAUCUUAAUCUGCAAGAAGUUUUGAGCGUAAAUCCCCAUCCUUCCUGCCUGCUUGGGGCCACCCUCUGUCUCUGCUGCCUCCUUCCCUCCCUGAAGGGCCCAGCCUUGGAGAAGGACCCAGCUAGAAGCUCCCACAACUUUGCUCCAAAUGCCUCCCUUCCAUGGAGACCUGCCUGCUCACAUGUUUCUGAAGCCCCCAGAGCUGUGUCUUCAUACUUGUUCCUGAGUGGGGAUCAUGGGAAGUAGUUCUGGGAACUGACUCGUGACAUAUCCCUGGAAUUUGAGAAAUAACUCAGAUCAGCACGACCAGGUUAUCUCUCAUCUGUAACCCUGGACUUGGCUCACACUAAUGUUCUCUGCAGAGAAGUUAUUCUGUCUUCUGUUCACUAGACUCCUCACCGUUUGAGUAUAAAUGAUGCCCUAUCUUGGUUUUAAGAAAAAUUAUUCUCCUUCCUCAUUGUCUCAAUAGCCUAUUUUUCAAACCCAAAGAGUAGUGUUCCCUCCUUUCUCUGUGAUGGGAAGCGUAGUCUUUCUAUCAUUUUGCAUCCUUCCCAACCCCGUUGCUCAUGGUAAAUACACUAUGUCCAGAAGCCUGGUGUCAUCUUUGAUUGCUCUUUCUUUUGUAUCACAUAUUCAGUUCUGUCUUUAAAGUGAUUAUGUCCAGUAACGUGAGGGUAAAUCUUUAACAACUGAUUGUUAAAAAGAAAAAAUAAGCCUAAUUAGUAGUACAUGUCAAAUUCUUGAUGUAAAAUGCUUUCAGUGUGGUCAAAUUCAAGUUCACAACCAUUUAGCAACUUAAAAAAUUCCUGAAAAUGUAAAUGUUGUCUCUCUUGAGCCAGUCCAAGCCUCUCACAGCUCACCGCUGAACUCUCCUUAAUCUGCACACUCUCACCCCCAUCACCACUCCCUGUCCCAGACACUAUCAUCCCUUCCUGCACCAGUGCUAUGGUCUCUAACUGGCUUUCCUGUUUCAGGCACAGUGAUUCUCAGAAUGUCAGUCAAAUCCUAUCUCUACCCUCACCUUCUUCCUCCAACAUGACUGCUUGGCUCACUCUUUUCCUUCCUUGCAGUCUCUGCUCAAAUGUCACUUUACCAAGGCACCUUUCCUAUACCACACUGUGUAAAGUAUCAAUUCCAUUCUCACCAUGGCAUUCCAUGAGCUCUUAACCUGGUUAGUUUGUUUCCUGAGCACUUAUUACCAUCUGACAUAUAAAAGAUAGGCAGCUCUCACUUUGAAUGGUAAAGAAGGACUAUAAAAAUUACUGUGUAAAUGGAAUCAUGGAAUCCAAUCUCAGUAAUGUUGGGAUGAAUAAUGAUUGUUUUGUGACUUUUAAAAUUUGUUUUUAAAGCAUUAGAAACUCUCUGUCAGCUACUAACAAUAUAUAGUUUGACAAAGUAGAAACAUUGAGUAUUAAAUCAAUUAAUUUCUUUAUAAAAACUUAUCUAAAGUGUUUGAACAGUGCCUGGUUUCUUCUUCUUGUAUAAUGUACAAUAUAAGAGCAUCUGUUUUACAGCUUGGUGAAUUAUGCUCCUUGGUAAGUUUGGAUCAAUUUCCGACAUUUUAUGCUUGUACUCUCAAAGUUGUGAAAUCUUUACAAAACUUCCUUUAAUUUGAAAUAUUUGCUGCUGUCACUUCCUCAGGGAAUUUUCACCCUUUUCUUACCACCCACCAAUUUCCUCAUUUAUGUCGUAAGUUGGCCUUCACUAAGUGCUUCUGACUGCAUAUCUGGAAUCUUUCUUACAGUAUAAAGUUGCUACUCAACUAUUUUUUCUGUAAUCCAUUUGCAUUCAAUUUGAAUAUAACUUCUGGAAUCAUCACUUUUUGUCUCUCCAUUGCACUUUUAUUUGUUGCCAAUUCCCUUUUACAAUUAUUCAGUUUGUAAAUGACAUGUGAGUUCUUUAUUGGGAGAAAGGAGACAACACAGCUAUUUAUUUUUCUGUCUGUGCCAAAACAGAGUAACAGAGUCACAGUGACCAAUCCUGCAGACUUCUGAAGAAUUAACAGGAUUGGUUAUUGAUCAUGAUGAUCAUCUGUUAGUACUUAGUGAUUUGUGGACUGACAUAGAGUUAGCAGCAAAGUUGUACUUCAUGUAAUUGUUCACAGUAAAUUUCCUGUGACAACUGAAAUCUGAACCAUGUGUUGGGGGUUGAUGUUAUUCAACUAAACUGAAACUAAUGCACCCUGCAACAUGAACUCUGAUGUAUGUGCUGUCUCUUCCUCAAACAAGAUGUCAGUUUUAUGAGAAUAGACUGAAUCCUCAGUUGCCAGAACAUUGACUGCC